Messenger RNA from Miniopterus natalensis, 5580 nucleotides. NCBI's taxonomy places the organism in Eukaryota, Metazoa, Chordata, Mammalia, Chiroptera, Miniopteridae. The record is from RefSeq and is a predicted model, not a curated record.
CGAAGUACUGGGAGUUACAGGGAAGCACUCUGAAAAUCCCACAUGUGGAGAGAAAGAUCUUGGACUUGUUUCAGCUCAAUAAGUUAGUUGCAGAAGAAGGUGGAUUUGCAGUUGUUUGCAAGGACAGAAAAUGGACCAAAAUCGCCACCAAGAUGGGGUUUGCCCCUGGCAAAGCUGUGGGCUCGCACAUCAGAGGGCACUACGAGCGGAUCCUCCACCCCUACAACCUGUUCUUGUCUGGGGACAGUUUGAGGGCCAUGAAUAUUAAAAUAGAACCAGAAGAGACAACAGAAGCCAGAACUCAUAAUCUGAGACGUCGAAUGGGCUGUCCAACUCCAAAGUGUGAAAAUGAGAAAGAAACGAAAACCAGCGUCAAGCAAGAGCCUGCUGGGAAGAACGAGCUCGCGGCAGGAGGCGAGAGGGAGAAGCCCAGGAGUCGGCCGAAAAAGACCACGAGUGCUGUGGACCUGUACGUCUGCCUGCUGUGCGGGAGCGGCAGCGACGAGGACCGGCUGCUCCUGUGCGACGGCUGUGACGACAGCUACCACACCUUCUGCCUGGUGCCGCCCCUGCACGACGUGCCCAAGGGGGACUGGAGGUGCCCCAAGUGCCUGGCUCAGGAGUGUAGUAAGCCGCAGGAAGCGUUUGGCUUUGAACAAGCAGCCAGGGACUAUACUCUCCGAACCUUUGGGGAAAUGGCAGAUGCGUUCAAGUCCGAUUACUUCAACAUGCCCGUCCACAUGGUUCCCACGGAACUGGUUGAGAAAGAGUUUUGGCGACUGGUCAGCACUAUUGAAGAAGACGUGACGGUCGAGUAUGGCGCUGAUAUUGCCUCGAAGGAGUUUGGCAGCGGCUUCCCUGUCCGAGACGGGAAGGCCAAGCUUUCCCCUGAGGACGAGGACUAUCUGGACAGCGGCUGGAACCUGAACAACAUGCCCGUGAUGGAGCAGUCCGUCCUGGCGCACAUCACCGCCGACAUCUGCGGCAUGAAGCUGCCCUGGCUGUACGUGGGGAUGUGCUUCUCCUCUUUCUGCUGGCACAUCGAGGACCAUUGGAGCUACUCCAUUAACUACCUGCACUGGGGUGAGCCCAAAACCUGGUAUGGGGUCCCAGGGUAUGCGGCCGAGCAGCUGGAGAACGUCAUGAAGAAGCUAGCCCCAGAGCUCUUUGUGUCCCAGCCGGACCUCCUGCACCAGCUCGUGACCAUCAUGAACCCCAACACCCUGAUGACCCACGAAGUGCCUGUUUACCGGACUAACCAGUGUGCUGGGGAGUUUGUGAUUACAUUUCCGCGAGCCUACCACAGUGGCUUCAACCAAGGCUUUAAUUUUGCUGAGGCCGUGAACUUCUGCACUGUGGACUGGCUGCCACUGGGCCGCCAGUGCGUGGAGCAUUACCGCCUGCUUCACCGCUACUGCGUCUUUUCCCACGACGAGAUGAUCUGCAGGAUGGCCUCCAAGGCUGACGUCCUGGACGUGGUGGUGGCCUCCACCGUGCAGAAGGACAUGGCUGUCAUGAUCGAGGACGAGAGGACGCUGCGAGAAACGGUCCGGAAACUGGGCGUGGUCGACUCGGAGAGGCUGGACUUCGAGCUGCUGCCCGACGACGAGCGUCAGUGUGCGAAGUGCAAGACCACGUGCUUCAUGUCGGCCGUGUGCUGCGCCUGCCAGCCCGGCCGGCUUGUCUGCCUGCACCACGCGCGGGAGCUGUGCCCCUGCCCCCCGCGCCGGUACAAGCUGCGGUACAGGUACACCCUGGACGACCUCUACCCCAUGAUGGACGCGCUGAGGCUCCGGGCAGAGUCCUACGACGACUGGGCCCUGACUGUGAACGAGGCCUUGGAGGCGAAGACCAACAGGAAGGAAAGCCUCGCCAGCUUUCAGGCUUUGAUCGAAGAGUCUGAGAUGCAGAAGUUCCCAGACAAUGACCUUCUGCGCCACCUUCGCCUAGUCACACAGGACGCGGAGAAGUGUGCCUCUGUGGCACAGCAGCUGCUCAACGGCAAGAGACAAACCAGAUACCGAUCUGGUGGAGGAAAAUCCCCAAACCAGCUGACAGUGAGCGAGCUCCGGCAGUUUGUGACACAGCUGUAUGCUCUCCCGUGCGUCCUCAGUCAGACGCCGCUGCUCAAGGACCUUUUGAAUCGUGUGGAAGAUUUCCAGCAGCACAGCCAGAAGUUGCUCUCUGAGGAGACGCCCAGGGCUGCUGAGCUGCAAGAGUUGCUGGAUGUCAGCUUCGAGUUUGACGUGGAGCUUCCCCAGCUUGCUGAGGUGCGCGUCCGCCUGGAGCAGGCCCGUUGGCUGGAAGAGGUGCAGCAAGCGUGCCUCGACCCCAGCUCGCUCACCUUAGACGAUAUGAGACGUCUCAUAGACCUCGGGGUGGGUCUGGCCCCGUACGCGGCCGUGGAGAAGGCCAUGGCCAGGCUCCAGGAGCUGCUCACCGUGUCGGAGCACUGGGACGACAAGGCCAGGAGCCUCCUCAGGGCCAGGCCCCGGCACUCGUUGACCAGCCUCGCCACGGCGGUGAAGGAGAUCGAGGAGAUCCCCGCCUACCUGCCCAGCGGCGCGGUUCUGAGAGACGCGGUGCAGAGAGCCCGGGACUGGCUUCAGGAGGUGGAGGCCCUGCAGGUUGGAGGACGUGUGCCAGUGCUGGACACGCUGGUGGAGCUGGUCACUCGAGGCCGCUGUAUCCCAGUGCAUCUGAGUUCUCUGCCGAGACUGGAGUCGCUGGUAGCUGAGGUCCAGGCUUGGAAAGAAUGUGCUGCUAAUACAUUCUUGAUGGAGAAUUCCCCGUACUCCCUCUUAGAGGUGCUGUGUCCUCGCUGUGAUGUUGGCCUUUUGGGAUCAAAGAGGAAGCCGAGGAAGUUAAAGGAGCCCCUGCCCAGCGGGAGGAAGAGAAGCAGCCAGCUGGAGAGUCUGAGUGACCUGGAGCGGGCCUUGGCCGAGAGCAAGGAGACGGCCGCCGCUAUGGCGGCGCUCGGGGAAGCUCGCCUGCGGGAAAUGGAGGCCUUACAGGCCCUCAGGCUGGCCAACGAGGGGAAGCUGCUGUCGCCUGUGCCGGACGCGGAGACGAGGGUCUGCGUGUGCCAGAGGGCCCCCGCUGCCCCCAUGAUCCAGUGCGAACUCUGCCGGGACGCGUUCCACACAGGCUGCGUGACGGUGGCGCCCGGCGUCGCCCAGGGCCCCCCAGUCUGGCUCUGUCCCCACUGUCGGAGGUCGGAGAAGCCUCCCUUGGAGAAGAUCCUGCCCCUGCUGGCCUCCCUGCAGCGCAUCCGCGUGCGCCUUCCCGAGGGCGACGCCCUGCGCUACAUGAUCGAAAGAACCGUGAGCUGGCAGCACAGAGCCCAGCACCUGCUGUCGUCGGGGAGCCUCACCCCUGUGCAAGACCGCGUGGGCUCCGGGCCGUCCCUCAGCAGGUGGCCAGCCUCGGCAGGACAGGCGUCCGAGACCUGCAAGGUACCUCAGCCUCCUGGCACCGUCUCCCUUUCCCUGCCUGGUGAUGGGGACAACAGAUCCUCGAAUUCACACCCUCCCUUCUCGGCAGGAUGGAGUUGCAUUCCCCUCCAUGGUGUGAGUCCAGAUGUGAACGAGCUGCUGAUGGAAGCGCAGCUGCUCCAAGUAGCCCUUCCUGAAAUUCAGGAGCUUUACCAGACUUUACUUGCAAAGCCAAGCCCUGCUCAGCAGACCGGCCGAAGCUCACCAGCCAGGCCCGGCAGUGAGAAGAGUGACUGCUGUCGCGGGAAGCGGGAUGGAGUCAGCAGCCUGGAGAGGAAGCUGAAGAGGCGCCUGGACCGAGAAGGCCUGGCCAGCGAGCGGUGGGGCCGCGUGAGGAGAGUGCGGGCCCCCAGGAAGAAGAAAAUCAGGCUGAGCCACCCCAAGGACACGGACGCUCUCCCGUGGGAGAGGGAGCGCAGCUGUGAGCUAGUCCGCUCUGCGGAAACACACUCCCUGCCCUCAGACGCGUCCUACUCGGAGCAGGAGGACUCUGAGGAUGACGCCAUCUGCCCGGCGGGGAGCUGCCUGCAGCCGGAAGGAGACGAGGUGGACUGGGUCCAGUGUGAUGGCAGCUGCAACCAGUGGUUCCACCAGGUCUGUGUUGGUGUCUCUCCAGAGCUGGCCGAGAAGGAAGACUACGUCUGCGUGCGCUGCGGGGGCAAGGACACGCCGAGCCGGAAGUGAGCCCCGGGCCCCCGCCGGUCAGGACUCGGCACGAGGGCGUCAGUUUCUCAGCAGAGCCACAGGGCUGGGGUGCAGACCAGCCUGUAAACGGUGCUAUUUCUAUUCCUCAUGGAUCGUUUUUCCAGAACUCUUUGAAAAAAAGAAAAAAAACAACUAAAAAAAUUUUUGACACCUUUUGUAUUUUUUCCUUAAACCUGUUUGUGGUUGUUGAGGUUUGAAAUGCUGGGUGUUUCUGCAGGGUUCCCACCCGUUUGGAGGCAUCGGCGCUCCCCCUUUUCAUGCUCAGCAUCAGAGCCUGGCCACCUGGGGGUUCCCGGCCGCGAGUCCCACUCGGCGUCCGUGCCGAGGGCACCAGACAUUCCGUAGAUCCUCGUUGGAGGGAUUUCUCUCCCGUUCACUGUCACCACGUUGGGGAACUUCAGUUUUUCACUGUUGGGGUUUUGUUUCUUUACCCACCUUUCUUUUCCUUGGUAGACUAGGUUUAUUUAUCUGAGCAAUAACUUCUAUGUUGUUUCAGUGGCUGGAAUUAAAACAAAACAAACUUCCAAGCAGUGUGUGGGUGCUUCGCAUGUGGUUGGCGUGCAGAGCGCAGGUCGGUUCCCAGGGUGGCGGCCGGGCUACGGUGUGGAAAGGGCUCUGAGUCUCGCCGCAGCUGCUGUUCGACUCUGCCCCUUCCUCCCUCCUGCCCUUUUGGGAGCUUGUACCAAAUGUUGCAGCUUACGUUGUGAAUAAAUCCUUGGUCCCGCUAGAACACUAAACGCUGUUAUUUCGAGCUACCAGACUGUGGCGCUGUGGGCGGUGCCUGCAAACACCGGGGGCUUGUUCUGGACCCCACGCCACUCAUGGGCCGUUGCCCCCAGUCCCUGCUGGUAACGCCCCCCACACACCCCAGUGCUCAAGGAAUAGAGACCUUUUGAAGCCGUGCUUCCUCCAAAAGUGGGCAGAUUGUCCCCAGACUCAAAAAUCGGUCCUCCUGGUAGAAAUGGCACCUUCAUUACAUUUGAGUUGACAGGGAAACUUGAGGUGUCAGAAGGAAUCUAAGGGUUUGGAAAGUGUGGGUUGAGGGGAGCUGGGAGCACCCAGCUCUCCCUCCCGGUUCCCUCCUGGCUCUGGCUCCCGGCCCUGCUUGCGGGAAGCCCGUCGCUCUCCCUGCUCUGCUCUUGGAAGGACUGUUCUCCGUGGGGGAGACGUGCUGGUGAACAGAAGACUCUGGCUUGUUUUUUACGACUCUGUUGCUAAUGUUUGUUUUCCCACAUUCUAUAGCCAUAAACCUGGAGGUGGGUAGAACUAGUGGGUCUUUAAUAAAAUAAAACAACAAAAACAGCCGUUUGUGAUGUAGCUGAGAUUUCAGUGUACUGACCGCUUUCAUGCAAUCGUUGCGAUUAAAUCUCUCUGAGAAGAA